This is a messenger RNA of Penicillium coprophilum, 1680 nucleotides long. Its product is annotated as Major facilitator superfamily domain general substrate transporter. The transcript is spliced from 4 exons. The coding region runs from base 1 to 1680 and encodes 559 amino acids. Gene Ontology annotation, molecular function: transmembrane transporter activity. The record is from RefSeq and is a predicted model, not a curated record. Lineage: Eukaryota; Fungi; Ascomycota; Eurotiomycetes; Eurotiales; Aspergillaceae. Gene Ontology annotation, biological process: transmembrane transport.
AUGGCGGACCAAGACGAGAUCCGUGGAAACUCGGUCUAUCAGGUUGAACAACCUGUUGCCGAGACACCCUCACCAGUUGAGAAGCCUGUUGCUGCAAAGAAGCAGAAGAAGACGGGUUUCAUGGCCAAAAUUGCGAGGAUGCUGAACCAAGACAUCCGCGAGGAGAUGCCUGCAUACAAAGAUAUCGAAAUCCACACCUGGGAUGGGCCCGACGACCCCGAUAACCCAUUCAAUUGGAGCCUCAAAUACAAAUGGCUGUUAACUCUCACUGUAUGCUUCAUCUCUAUCUUGACCGGUCUCCCUGCAGGUACCUACGGCUCCGGGAACGAUUGGAUGGAGAAGGAAUUUCACGUCCAGAAUGAUCCUUUCCCAAACCUCUACUGGGCCACCACCUCCUGGAACAUGGGCGCCGCCUUCUGGCCAUUGAUUUUCGUUCCUUUGACUGAAGCCUCCGGCCGCAUGCCAGGAUACUUUGUUGCAUAUAUUAUCCUCGUGAUCUCCCUCUUCCCGUCCGCAUUCGCAAAGAACUUCGCAACUCUUGUCGUGACAAGGUUCUUUGGUGGCGGUGCAUCUUCCGUCUCGAUCAAUAUCGUCGGUGGCAGUAUCUCCGAUGUGUGGCUCGGCGACCACGCUCGCAGUCUUCCAAUGUCCAUCUUUGGAUUUACGAGUGUUGUGGGUAUUGCACUUGGUCCGUUCAUUGGGUCUGCUAUUGUGCAGAUUCACAGAUCCCAGCCGUGGCGUUGGAUCUUCUAUGUCCAAAUCAUCUACAACGCAGCCUUGAUCCCGGUGUUUUGGUUAAUCCUCCGUGAAACUCGCCCGGACGUGAUUCUCAAGAGGCGCGCACGCAAGAUCCGUAAAGAGACCAACCGCCCAGUCUACGCCGCCUCCGAAAUCGACGCACCAAGCAAAAUGCGCCUGCUCAAGAUCUCUUUCCAACGCCCGACCAACAUGCUCCUCACCGAGCCGGUCGUGAUCUUCUUCACUUUAUGGAUUAGCUUUGCGUGGGGAAUUCUAUACCUCUUCUUCUCCAGCGUCGUGCAAACCUACUCAACGAACUACGGCUGGGGCACCUUAUCGACAGGCCUAGUCCAGCUCGCCAUCUCCGUCGGCGCAAUCAUCGGAACAGCCAUCAACCCGCUGCAGGACUGGUUCUAUCUCCGCUCUGAGCGACGCAACACGGAGAGACCCGGUAAACCCAUUCCCGAGGCCAGACUGUACACAUCUAUUCCGGGCAGUCUACUCUUUGCCGGCGGAUUGUUCUGGUAUGGCUGGGCUAGUCAGCCAGAUGUUCACUGGAUCGUGCCGACUAUUGGUAUCACAGCGGCGGGCAUUGGCAUUUAUUCAAUUUACAUGGCCGUUGUCAAUUAUCUGACUGACGCUUAUGAGCGGUAUGCAGCAUCGGCUUUGUCGGCUGCUUCACUUGGAAGAAAUGCUUUUGGCGCGUUUUUGCCGCUUGCUUCGCCGCAGUUGUUUAGUAAUCUUGGGUUUGGAUGGGCUGGAAGUUUGCUGGGGUUCAUCGGAGUUGCAUUGUCUGUUGUUCCUGUUGUUUUGGUUUGGAAGGGAAAGCAGAUUCGGGAGAGGAGUACGUUUAUGAGGGAGGCUAUGUGGGAGCCGGAGGAGAAGGUUGAGAUUGAUCGCACCGGGAAGGGCGAUAUGGGGCAUGCUGAGGGCAUUGCGUGA